Molecule: messenger RNA, 1843 nt
Organism: Linum tenue
Lineage: Eukaryota; Viridiplantae; Streptophyta; Magnoliopsida; Malpighiales; Linaceae
Source: the annotation of a GenBank genome assembly
UAACCCCACGGAAGCCGAAAAUCUCUGAAAAACCCUUUCCUCUUCUUCUUCCUCAAUCAACCGCCGUCUGCAGCUCUUCUCCGUCGCGUUCUGGAAGCGCCACCGUCACAAGGUAUCACGGAGCAGCAAGCGGUUAAGCAAUAAUGGCCGAGGAGCAUGAGGAAGUGAAGACGUUCAAAGAUUUGGGGAUAUGCGAGGAAUUGGCGAACGCCUGCGACACAUUGGGAUGGAAAAACCCUACAAAGAUACAGGUGGAAUCAAUCCCACAUGCACUCGAAGGGAAAGACUUGAUUGCCUUGGCUCAAACGGGUUCCGGGAAAACGGGUGCUUUCGCUCUUCCCAUCAUCCAGUCGCUCCUGACCGAGGCCGCGAAGAAGAGAUCAGUUGGGGCGUUCUUCGCCUGCGUGCUGUCGCCCACGAGGGAGUUAGCUAUUCAAAUUUCUGAGCAGUUCGAAGCCUUGGGGUCUGCCAUUGGUCUCAAAUGUGCUGUGCUUGUUGGAGGAGUAGAUAUGGUGCAACAAGCUGUUUCUCUUGGAAAGCGGCCUCACAUUGUUGUUGGUACACCUGGGCGCCUUAUGGAUCAUUUGACGAACACAAAAGGGUUCUCUCUCCGGACAUUAAAGUAUUUGGUCUUAGAUGAAGCUGACAGGUUGCUAAAUGAGGACUUUGAGAAGUCACUUGAUGAGAUUCUUAGUUCUAUCCCGCAAGACCGGAAAACAUAUUUGUUUUCUGCUACAAUGACUAAAAAGGUAAAGAAACUUCAGAGGGCUUGCUUGAAGAAUCCUGUGAAGAUAGAAGCAGCAUCCAAAUACUCUACCGUGGAUACACUGAAGCAGCAAUACUGCUUCAUUCCAGCCAAGCAUAAGGACUGCUAUCUUGUCUACAUAUUGACUGAAAUGUCUGGAAGUACUUCCAUGGUAUUCACUCGAACAUGUGAUGCAACAACGUUGUUGGCUUUGGUUCUUAGAAAUUUGGGUAUGAGGGCCAUCCCGAUCAAUGGCCACAUGACACAGUCCAAGAGACUUGGAGCCUUGAACAAGUUCAAAGCUGGAGAGUGCAAUGUCCUUAUAUGCACUGAUGUGGCAAGUAGAGGACUCGACAUACCUUCCGUGGAUAUGGUUAUUAAUUAUGACAUCCCUACAAACUCAAAGGACUAUAUUCAUCGGGUGGGGAGAACUGCUCGUGCAGGGCGGUCUGGGGUUGCAAUCUCCCUAGUGAAUCAGUAUGAACUGGAGUGGUAUAUACAAAUAGAGAAGCUUAUCGGUAGAAAGUUGGAUGAGUUUCCUGCUGAGAACGAUGAGGUACUGUUGUUGCUCGAAAGAGUCACGGAAGCCAAAAGAAUUUCCCAGAUGGUAUUUGAACUUCUCUACAUUUUGCCUCUGUGUUGUAUUAGUAGAAUAGAGAAAUGGGUUAUAGCAGCAGAACGAAAAUUGAAAGAAAGUGGUGGCAACAGGAAGAGGCGGGGUGGAGGAGGAGGAGAUGAGCAAGAUGAGGAGGUUGAGAGAUAUCUAGGCGGCAAAGAUAACCAUCCCAGAAAAUUUAAGAAGAACAAACGAGGAUGAAAGGCUUCUGGAAUGCAAUGCAAGUUCAAAUUAUGUUCAUUUUGAGAGAAAAUUUUGAUCUUUCGAAGGGGUACGUCGUAAACUUGUACCUCGUUAGAGGCUUGUAACAAUAUAACUAUGAAUUCGCUGUGUCUAUGACUAUGGAUUCUUGGUAUCAAGUGCAUGUAUUGUGAAGCAAGAUUUCAGAAGACGGCCCCCAAUAUAUAUACUUUUAUUGCAUAAUUUCAUUCCUUCGGUGAUUAUUUACUGAAGGAUAAGAGGGCAUUUUUGUCUAAAUCACA